Messenger RNA from Rhizopus microsporus ATCC 52813, 1693 nucleotides. RefSeq lists its product as uncharacterized. The coding region runs from base 345 to 1622 and encodes 425 amino acids. Gene Ontology annotation, biological process: mRNA splicing, via spliceosome. NCBI's taxonomy places the organism in Eukaryota, Fungi, Mucoromycota, Mucoromycetes, Mucorales, Rhizopodaceae. Gene Ontology annotation, molecular function: RNA binding. The record is from RefSeq and is a predicted model, not a curated record. The transcript is spliced from 6 exons. Gene Ontology annotation, cellular component: nucleus.
AGAUGAUUGUUGCUGUUGCAUAAAUUGUUGCUAGAAAGAAUAAUUCUAAUCCAUGUUGUCGAGGAUUAUUAUACCUUUUUUAAAAAAAAGUUAAGCAAGCAGGUCGUACAAGAAAUCAAUAAAUAAUGCUACCAAGAUCCAUAAGACGAUUGUGCCCAAUCUGUUUCCAAGGGAACAUCUGCAGCUAUGGCAAUGAUCCAACUCUCAAUCUUUAACAGUAAAGGUUCAAUAGUAUUUGUCAACAAUUGGCUCAUAAAGAAAACUAGUUUAUUAUAAAGAAAGAAAAAGAAAAAAAAAGAAGGGAGGGGGCAAAAUUUUUUUCUUUUUCUUUCUUUAAAUUAUCAAUGCCUGAUUCUCGAGAAUACGAUCGUUCUAAAAAGAGACAACAUAGCCCACAUUCAAGGAGAUCUCGUAGUCCAGAAAGAAGAAGGUCACGCAGUCCUCAGUCAAGAAGACACAGUGGAGAUAGGUCACCUAGUCCUCAUAGACGAUCACCCAGUAGACAUCACAGGGGUGAAAGUGACCAGGAUAACAAACGAUAUGAAGAACGUAGGAGAAGAAAGGACGACCGUCGUUCAUUUGAGGACAAGAGAUAUUUUGAAAGAAAGCAAUCAGAUGAAAAACCAGCAGGUCCUAACAUCAACGUCGUCUUGAGAGGUUUACCUGAUAAUGCCACAGAAGAGGAUAUUGCCAAGAGACUUGGUGAAAUGAACGCUUGCAUUGAAGAAGUGUCGCUCAUCAAGUCUCGUGAAACAGGCGAAUCAAGAAAGUUUGCAUUUGUUCGAUUCACCAGUGUGGGGCAUGCCAUGCAGUUUGUAGAAAAGCACCGAACCUUCCAUAUGAAGGAUUUCCGUGUUCGUGUGGACUACUCUCAUAAGAACAACGGGUCAUUAGAAAAGGAAGAAUGGCGUUGUGCAACUUGUGGAAAGUUUAAUGAUGUCCAUCGCCGAGUGUGCGUCGAAUGCAAGCAAUCAAAUAUUCGGGCAGCAACCGAGACACGGACUUAUAGUACGGAUACACUAGAAAUUAACGAUGGAACAAAGGACGUAUCACUUGUGCCCAGUCAUCUCAUCUUACUGAGAGGACUGGAUCAUCUUACUACAGAAGAAUCCAUCUUCAAGGCUAUAUCAUCAUUUCAAGGGCUCUAUCGCACAUUGCUUAUUAGAGACAAGUUGACAAAGCUAUCAUGCUCCUUUGCAUUUAUCGAAUUUACUGAUAUCAAAUCUGCAAUGAUUGCAAUGGAUAACAUUGGAUAUUAUGGUCUAGUGAUCGAUGGGCGGUACGUGCAAGCAACAUUUGGAAAUUCGGAUAGUUUUAUACCCGUAUACGGACAAAGCGAGUACGCCAUUCCUGUCAAUUCAAUCGAAGGUUUCAAAGCUUACUGGGAGAAAUCAUCCUAUGCUUCACAGUAUUCACCUGCAAUUGAAGCUGAAAAGAAAAGACGAGAAGAGGAGCUUAGACGAGCCAAGGAAGAGGAACGAAAGAGACAGGAACAGUACAAAGCUAGUUUACAGAAUGAUUUGACAGCCUUCUUUAAUGAUAUGAGUGAUUUCGCUACCAACUCUGAAAAUGCAGAUAUUUUUUCUGUACCAAAAAACGAAAUAGAAAAAAAGAGAAAAUAAAAGUUGAUUUUUGACAAAUAGUUUAUUUGAAUUGUUUACAAAAUGUUAUAUAUAAAAUGUAAAAUGAAACU